Molecule: messenger RNA, 1335 nt
Organism: Striga hermonthica
Lineage: Eukaryota; Viridiplantae; Streptophyta; Magnoliopsida; Lamiales; Orobanchaceae
Source: the annotation of a GenBank genome assembly
AUGCCAAGAAAUCAAAUCUUGAGAGAAUAUCAUGAAAUUCUUUCAGCAUCUCCUAACCCUAAAUCGAGGCCGACCACACCAAGCCCUAGCAGUCGGAAGCUCAAGUCGAGCAAGGAGAAUGCGCCUCCAUCGCCAGCGUCAGAUACAAACUCCAUGGCAUCAUCUCCCGCUGCCAAGAAGAGUUCUCUCCCCCCUCGGCCGCCACUCAAGCGCAAGCUCAGCGUCGAGCCCGUGUCGUCCGAAAAUUGUGGGCCAACUGCAAAUUCUCUAGAUUCUGGAGUGCAGGUGAUAGUGCGUGUGAGACCUCCAAACAAGGAAGAAGAUGGUGGAAAUGCAGUUCAGAAAAUUACGAAAGAUUCCUUAACAAUAUCAGGGCAAACCUUUACGUUUGACUCUAUUUCUGACAUUCACUCGAAACAGAUUGAUAUAUUCGAACUCGUCGGUGCACCACUAGUUGAAAAUUGUCUUGCUGGGUUCAACAGCUCUGUCUUUGCAUAUGGGCAGACUGGUAGCGGGAAGACAUACACCAUCUGGGGCGUAUCCAAUGACCUGUUGGAGGAAGAACAUCAAGGCCUAGCACCACGGGUAUUCUGCAGGCUAUUUGCACGGAUUGCUGAGGAGCAAACCAAACAAGCUGAUAGACAGCUGGUGUAUAUGUGCCGUUGUUCUUUCCUUGAGAUAUACAAUGAACAAAUAACUGAUUUGUUGGAUCCAAGUCAAAAGAAUCUCCAGAUAAGAGAAGAUGCCAAAACUGGUGUUUAUGUAGAAAAUCUAAGAGAGGAGUGUGUAACCUCAAUGAAGGAUGUGUCACAGCUUCUGAUAAAGGGGUUGUCAAACAGAAAAACCAGUGCCACAUGUGUGAAUGCUGAAAGCUCCCGUUCCCACAGUGUUUUCACAUGUGUGGUUGAAUCACGUGGCAAGAGUGCAGCCGAUGGUUUAAGCCGCUUAAAAAUGAGCAGGAUCAAUUUUGUUGACCUUGCUGGAUCUGAGAGACAAAAGCAAACAGGUGCAGCUGGAGAACGCUUAAAGGAAGCAGGGAAUAUUAACCGCUCACUUUCACAGCUAGGCAAUAGAACAAUAGAAGAAAUGGUGUCAAUUCAAAAGCACCACACAAGAGCAUGUUUUUUGUGUUCGCGUGAGUUUUCUUUUGUGUCUUGUGUUUUGGCCGUGAUCUCGCCAACAAUCGGGUGUUGUCUCUCCGGCGAGUUUGUAACAUGUGGCAUCAAAGUUACUCGUACUUGUGACCAGAGUGAGAAGAAGAACGUUGAAGGCUCCUCAAAGGAUGACGUUGUGAUCGAGGGAGUGAUUCGUGAUGUGAGCGGCAGGAGUAGUUAG